Mesorhabditis spiculigera is the source of this 501-nucleotide messenger RNA. The record is from the annotation of a GenBank genome assembly. Lineage: Eukaryota; Metazoa; Nematoda; Chromadorea; Rhabditida; Rhabditidae.
AUGGCCGGCAAUGGCUACCUAGGAACGGAAGUGCAAAUCUCCGAGUUGGAAGAAGUUUUGCAAAAAAGCUUCGGCCCGGAGUUCCAUCUCAAGGAGUCCGACCUGACGGAGACGGCAAACUUUGAUGGCAACACUUCACUGAUGGCUACAUUCAGCUCGGAGGGCAGGAAGUAUCUGCUAAAGCUGCCGACCUGGAGCAAGGUGCACAACCGCGAGGUCGAUUUCUUCCAGGCCAUCCUCCCCAAGAUCCCGAAGCGGAUCGUCACCCCGCAAUUCGUCUGCGCGAAGAAAUUUGAGGCCGGCUUAGAUUCGGGAUGGAGCUGGAGGAACGGGAAGAACCUGUUCACCCAUGAAUUCGCCGGGAUUGAGGCGACCAAGAAGAUCCUCGACGAUUUGGCAGCGCUGCAUGCCGUUGAUGCUCAUUUCACCAAAGAGGAGCACGACCACUUUUCUGAUGCCUUCAGCGGUGAUGAGCACUUGGACAUACAGCUGAACAAGGAU